Cynoglossus semilaevis (tongue sole) is the source of this 1120-nucleotide messenger RNA. RefSeq lists its product as uncharacterized. Gene Ontology annotation, molecular function: cytokine activity; ciliary neurotrophic factor receptor binding. Gene Ontology annotation, biological process: ciliary neurotrophic factor-mediated signaling pathway; positive regulation of tyrosine phosphorylation of STAT protein; negative regulation of neuron apoptotic process. The transcript has 5 exons. The annotation marks the transcript as partial. Lineage: Eukaryota; Metazoa; Chordata; Actinopteri; Pleuronectiformes; Cynoglossidae. Gene Ontology annotation, cellular component: extracellular region. The record is from RefSeq and is a predicted model, not a curated record.
AAUUAUCGUAUAUUUAUCGUUUUGGAGGAUUAUCGAUCGUACAUCGUAGAGAGUGCCAAAUUAUUGUACAAAUACGAUAAUUAUCGUACAACUGUUUGUACACGUCGGUGCGCUACAACUUAUGAAGGUCAGAGGAGUAACAACAACACCUCGUUUCGCCUCACCAGGUCCACUCGAAGCCGAGUUCAUCAGCUGCUAAACAAAUAUAAGGAACAACAGUUGGGGAACAAACACUUUGAGGACAGACGACUGUUGAAGGAUCUGCCGUCGCUGUCUACAGACUACGAAGACUGGAUCAUGAUGACUGACUGGGAGCGGCUGCAGGCUGCACUGGGGAACUUGAAGAUUUACUGGGAGAUGCUGGAGAGGAAGAGGAAACAGCUGGAGAAGGAGCAGAUGUCAAGACACAGCAGUUUAUCCCAGAGCAUCAGACACAUCCAGCUGGACCUGAGGGACCUGAUGAACCGAGUCAGCAAUCAGAUGACACAGAUGAGGAGCUCAUGGAAAAAGCCGACUUUUCCUUCAGCACAAAUUUCCCUGGACACAGAAAACAGCUCCAUGACUGCCUGGGACCGACGUGUGGAGGGUUACAUCAUCCUCAGGGACCUGGACCUUUACCUCACCAAGCUGGCAAGAGACUUCCUGCUGCUGGCAUCAAACCACAAGGAUGACUCAGUGCUGUGAAGCUGCACUAAAGCUGCAGCCUUCUAGUUACAACCAUCGCCUCUCAAAAAUGACUGUGCUGUUAUUUGUAUUAAUUUUCUGUGACUUUAUAUUUGGGGACCACUUUUUUUUGAGGGGGUGAGGGAGUUUUUUUUUUCCCCACAGUUUCUCUAUUUUUUUAUCUGACUGUGAAUUAAGCUGGCGUCCAUCAGUUGUACUCCAUUUCCUGGAAUUUCCAGAGACAUAUUUACUAUUUAUUGAUAUAUUUAUAAAGACUAUUUAUUGCAAUUUUUAAAAACUUUUUUUUUAAUUAUUUCUCAAACUGUGUGAAAAUACAGUGUUUUACAUGUUUACUUGAGAUAAAUAUAUUUUUGUUUCCAUGUGCCCGUAAAUAAAGACAAGCAUUUGAAACUGUGACGACUUCAUGUUAUAAUGAUUGACGUGUAAGAAAAAAAAA